GGAUGUAGGAAAUAUUAAGACACACGUAGCAUCACUGCAUUGUAGGCAGAUAGGAUACAGCAGUGAUACUCUCAGCUGAUACGCCACCAAUCUCUCAGACUAUUGAACAGUCAAAGACUGGAGGUAAGAGACAUGGGGGGUGAAGGCACGGGGAGGGGGGGUGAAUGUAAAGAAAAUUCUAGGAGAACAUGUAAGUAACUGAGAAAAGACGGUGAAGAUGACUCACUUUAGAUGUCGCAGACUCCUCCGGUACUCAAGGGGUUAAGUAUGGAAUUAAGGGAAUCAAAGCGGUGCAGGAAGGAGGCGCAGCGCUAGGUAACUGGGAUAAUAUGAUUUACAGGGGUGGUAGAGAGAGAAGCAGGAGAAUGACGAAAUGCAGGGGGGAGAGAAAAUGCUGCGAGGGCUGCACUGCAUUAAGUAGACAGGCUGCAGAGGGGUUCAUUGGGAAAACCGCAACAGGUGGAAGACCGAGACAGGUCUAAGGGGAUUUGUUUACUAAACUCUGAGAAUUUUACCAAAUCACAAAUUUUUGCCUAAAUGAUACCAUUUGGAUUGCAGUGUGCUGCGGUAUGUUUAUUGAAUAACCCCGGUGUGCACAGGUAAUGGACUGCGUGACGCCGUGCAUGUGUGUGUGUGAGCAUGGUGCAAGCUGUGUACGGUGUUUAACUUUGUGUAUAGGGGAUUUUUAGACACACUGGAAAUUUUAGGUCAAAAUCAUUAAAUGUGAACUAUUCUCUGCAUUUCCGAUUUUGCUAUGUUAGCCUAAAAUCAGUGGUCCCCUUGUCCGUAAUUCCCAGUUUGGUGACCAAACCCCGUGCGGGAGUAUUAGGUAGGCCAGCGUGUACGUGUGCAGGGUAUGUGCUGCGUUUUGUGUAUGUUUGAAGCAUGUUGAAGGGAUUGCGAAGCUCAGACACUGUACGCAGAGGAGCUGUUUAUAGAGCACAUGUUAAAACUCACCUGGAAUAUGGGGCGUUAGUAAUAAAUAGGGCGAGAUUCUCAAAGUAGAGCAAUGACAGGAAUAUACCACUGGUUUCUAUGGUGAUUGAUCCAUUUAAAGAAUGCCUCCAAUUGGUUUCCUAAAUAACCACAAAAGAAAAUUUAAAAAAAUACACUAGGGACAUUGUUUAAAUGAGGGCUACCAGACUCGUGAAAGGUCGGAAUGAUAAAUAAUACAGAUCUCAAGAGAACAAAACCCCUAUUUAUUGAUAAUCUAGAUCAAAUAGCCAUUCAAAUUAAACUUUCAAAAACCUUUAGCAAACUACAAAAGAAAAGCCGUUUCCAUAGUACGUAUAUAAAUACUAGUUAUAAGUACAGUAAAUAUUAUACGAAGUACAGUAAGACAAGAAGACAUAACUUGGAGGUGAGGAUACCAGCAGUGAUGUCAGCUUAUAUGCUUUUAAAGAAAUAGUAGUCAAUGCAUGGAACAGUCUCCCAGCAGAGCUGGUGGUGAGUAAUGCUGGAAUAGAUACACUAGUGUCCUAAACAGGGAACACAAUCAAUAAUUAAAUCAGUGGUUUUACACAAGAAAAGGCCUGAUCAGGCAGGUUGGUUAUCUUUUUAAUCUGUCAUCAAAAUCUGGGAUUAUUUGAUCUACUGUAGAAUAUGUAAAACAGGUUUUUGGUUUUUAAUUUACUCACAACUUUAAGGUGUUCUGUGUCAGUCUGUGAGUUACCUAUAUUUUUUCAUAAUUUAUAUUACUUUUUUUUUCGUCCAGUGUCCUGUUUGUUAUAUUAUGCAUUGUGUUAUAUGUUCAUGUAACACGCUGGCUGGCUGUAUUAGUAGAAAGUAAACUAUAGGUGGAAUUCGAUUAGAGUUUUUGUGUUUAGUAAGUAAAAAAGAAGGAUGUAAGUGUGUAUGAAUAAGACAGAAAGCAAGGCACCGUAUCAUGGAAGGAAGGUUGUGUAUAAAUAUCUCCGGCCUAAUCUGUAGGAUAAAGAUUGUACGGACUGCCGGGAGCCUAGCAGUGUACUGUAUUCAGCACAGAAUACGAGCCACGUCCACUUUAUAAUAAAAUGUAAUGAAUUCAUUGUUGGCAGUAUAACUAUACAGUAGAGAACCCAUCAACUGGCAAGAUGGCCAGGGUCCACAAGUCUUCAUACACACUGCAAGAACAGACUAAUAGCAUCGGCAUAAAGGCAAAGAAAAUCAGUGGGCGGGCAGGUUGGGUAUUUCAUAAUAGUCCAAAGCCCACUUAAGGAUCAUACAUCCAUUCCGUUUUCUACAUGCAAAAUUAUAAAUUGUCAUUGAAAUAAAAUCUAUUAGUAGAAUGGGAUAACCAACUUUUAACAAACAAUUUGUUUUUCCUAUCUUUCUUAAACACAUGAUCUUUAUAGUCACACCAGAUCCACGGAGGUGGGGUGGUAUUUGUACUUCCGCAACCCCCUUGUUUCUACACCCAUGACUAACGGAACAAUGCCACCGUCCAAGAAAAUUUGUAAAAAUCCAUUGAUUAUUAAAAAAUUUAAAAAAAAUUGGAAAAAAGAAAGGUUAAAAUGGCACAGUACUUACAAAGAGGCAAAAUUAGUUAGCACAAAAAAAAGCCUAAUGCAUGGUUGGUGAUACCCUGGUUGACAGGAUGAUUGAUGUAUACAUGGUGUCAGUUAAAAAUAAAAAAUGCCCAGGAUGCCCAGGAUUUGAGCCUAUGGUAAGAUUUGAUGACUGUGCUAGUUACACGUGCUGUCACCCGCUCCCGACCGAAAUGUCCUCUCCUUAACUAAAUGUCAUUGAUGUCUGCCACUUCUCGUCCAUAGUCUCUGCCAAGUUUAUAUAAUUCUAUCAAUCUCUUAACUAUAUUCUCUUGGAUGCAUCCCCCCACCCCCCAUCUAUUGUCUAAUUUUUGCUGUUCUGGUUUCUUUCCUGCGUUAUCUCUGUAUCAUUUCACAAUGUCCUCUGCCAUUCCAUUUAAUCACUCUCCCACUAAGGGCUAGCUCAGAAACAAAAUGCUGCCCAAAACCAACUACCACCACACAUACCCGAACUUCUCACACACAAUUCACCAAUCACAAUAAACAUAACAUACACACAGAUACACUCUGAUCCGGACAGACAAAUACACAAAAUUACACGGUGAGGUUUCAGUUAAAUCUUUGCCCCUUUAUGGGCCGUAUUCUAUCUCCAGGUUCUUCCCAUAUCUAUUAAUAUUUUUAUCCAAACCUCUCUUGCUUACUCUGGGUGGAUCUCGGCUGUAAUUGCUUUACAAUCCUCAAUUGAAUUUUUUUUUGCCCUCUCCUCAUCCUUGAACUCUAUCUUUUUCACUAUUACCAGUUACCAUUCCAAAUUCUCACUGUCCCCCGGCCUUCUUACAUGUGCGUUUCUACAGUUCCAAUUACAAUUAUUUAUACAGAGCCAACAUAUUCAGAAGCGUUGUACAAUAGGUAAAACAAGACAAGGAACUAAUUCAAACAUGUUUGACAUACAGGAACAGUAAGUGAAGAGGGCCCUCCCCAAACCCAUACAGCUUCUUCUGUUAUCAAAACCCCUUUAUUCUCCUUGCCUCUUUUCCAUGCUGUCCUCAGUUUUUAUGCACAUAGACACUUUCUGUCAUUUUCUCUGUUCUCACAGGUACAUAGACACACGUUCUCAGUGCCCUCUACAAACACAUCACUAACUCACACUAACACAGGCUGCCCAAACAGCAGUGACUGACUGCGCACUUGCGUUCACAAGCAGAUUCUGAACUCACUAUUAACAUCACAUUCAUAGUGGGUACCCAUGGAUGCAUGCACACUCGUCACCAAGUUCCUCCCACAUCCAUCCAUCCAUCCAUCCAUCUCCAACAGUCAGUACUGAAAGCUGCAUGAUAUUGCAACUCUGUACACAUUGUGAUUUCCCAAUGCACUGUGUCCAGCACUAUAAUAAAGAUUGGGGGGGGGGGGUUACCGGCAUAUAUGUUGCUGAAAGGAUCUGGGGUAUAAACUGUCCUACAUUCAAAGCUUCUGCCCAUAAAGCCCUUCCCUAGGCAAUGCUCAUGAUACCAUUUUAACCAUUCUUCACGCAGAGCGUAAUACCAUUUAUGGGUUGUUUUUUUAAAAAUUUUGUUUAUUUUUAACAAACAGUGGAUUCCGGAAACGUUCCUUAGAAAAUGACGUUUUUCUGUUAUCAGAUUCUAGCACUGUGUGUGAGGGUAACUUCCUCCAAACAAAAAUUCUAAGGAAGAAAGAGUUGAUACAAUGGGGAAAUAAAAAAGAAAAAUUCUAUUUUAAAAAAUUUAACUGAGAUACCCAAAGUGGAGCAAUCACCAUAGAAACCAAUUGCAGCUAUACCCUUUUCACAUUUUUGCACCAAUUUUCGAACAGAAUACUUUGAUAGCUACCCCCUCCUCCCCCAACCCAACAUUCUAAAACAAUCUUACCAUGAUGGGAAGGAUACUUGUGAGCUCACAGUUUCAGCUAGACACACAGAUACUUUAUAUCCAAGAAUAACACGUUUUAUACACGAAACAUUCUCAGUUCAAAUUCAAAACGGAACUUUUAUUGACGGUCAUUAAAAUCCAUAUGCAGCAAAUCACAUUGUCAAAGUAAAGCCAGCGGCAGAAUCGCAUAAAACUUAAUGUGUUUUUCACGCUUAGCAAAGUGCUUACCCAUAAAUAAAACCUACAAAGGCUGAAAUCCAUUAUAUAAAGUACAAAUAGGGGGUGCGACUAUAUUGACCACUUCCGAAAAAUCUCUGGCUCUUGGGAUUAGUCCAAACCAGGGACUAGAAACCAAAUAUCGACAUAAACACUACGGACAAUUGCAAAAUAGUAGGAUUUGUAAUAAUAUCCGGGUUAUAUUAAUUUUCUUACAUUGGAAUUCUGAACUGUUAAUUGAAUGGACCUACGUAGAUUUAAAGGUAUUUUAAUCAAUCAAUGAAUAAAUAUUGAUUUGUUCGCAGGUGCUUAAGCACUACAGUUUUAUGAACUAUAGCCAGGGAUAGGCAACCUUCGGCACUCCAGAUGUUGUGGACUACAUCCCCCAUGUUGCUCUUACACCCAUAAUGCUGGUAAAGCAUCAUGGGAGGUGUAGUCCAAAACAUCUGGAAUGCCGAAGGUUCCCUAUGCCUGAACUAUACUAAUGUCAGAUUUGUGGACUGAUACCCUAUUCAGAACAGUCUUUAUAAACGCAACAAAAGUUAAAUUAAAAUAUAAGACUUCAUUUGAAAUCCUGGUUUAGUUUUGGAAGAAGUUAAUUUAGAACUUUUACCACAAAGAAUCAUCUACACCCCCUGAUUCCAUAGCGAGACACCCUCAAAUAUCAAAGCAAAAUGUUUUACAGAGUUAUUCGCUAAAGUGAGAAUUCAAAGUGAAUUUCCAAUUUAAGGCCAGAGUAGCCGAACUGGAAAUAAAACUAUAUUCCAAUUUAGCUAUUUUGGCCCUAAAGGGACACUUCAGACACCAAAACAACAUCAUUUAAAGUUAUAUUUAUAUAAUAUUUUACCAGGAAGAUACAUUUAGUUUUCUCUCGUUUUCAAGUAUGUCCUGGGUCCACAAAACAUUGUGUCGCUGAUUGGCGGAGAGUGGUCAACUGAUGCUCUCAUCCAAUUAGUGACUCUCCGUUUUUAAAAUUGGCUUAGAAAAGGUUAUGGCUUGGUGCUAAUCCAGGUCCCAAUGUUUUUCCUCUUCUUUUUAAAUACAAUGAAAGGAUUUUUAGCUAAGGGUUAAUUAAAGUGGAAACUCAGGAAUGAUUUAAAUGGUGUUCAAGGUUAGUAGUUCAAGGUGAGCAGUAAAACUAUCAAAUUAAUCACCCUUUGGGCAUCUUAGAAAACAUCUGAGAAGGCUAACAACAAAAUUGAGUUUCCAGCAGUUUCCCUGUGGAAACUGUCAGAAAUAAUCCCAUUAUUUAAUGAUUCACCAGUUUGAGUUAGAUCUGAAAAACUAAUAAUGGUUGUUUCAAUAUUAUCCAUAAUGAUUAAAACCUAAGUGUUUUUACAAUAUAAUUGUGUUUGUUUACUAACCAGAUUGCCAACAGUUCAUAAAUGUUCAUCAACUGGAGUAAUAAAAUAAUUUUGCAAAUGGGUUUUCAGACAUAUCAUUGCUCCCACCAAGCUUAGUGAACGAGGGUGCAAAUGUUGCCCCCAUAGCAGUGCCACAACUUUGGAGUUAGUAAACCCCAUGAAGGCUGGCUCGUGGUUGGAGAGUGUCAGCUGAGUAUCUCUCGGCCAAUGAGCUAAGCCCUGCAAGGCCAGGAUUAGGUCAGUGCAGGGAGUUUCUGGGAACACAGGAGAAGACAAUCAGCACCUGGCAGACCCCAGGUAAGUUGUCAAAUUGUUGUCCAAUUUUUUUCAUUACUGAUCAUGACUACUAUAGUGGGCUGUAGUGGUUAUUGUGCUUGGAGUAUUAGCAUUUUUUUUAGCAUAAGCAUUUUUUUGGACUCACAAAUGCAGCUUCAGAAACAAUGAGACAAUUAUUUUAAAAGAUCUCGAUAUAACUUUUUCCAACAUCAUCGCUUCAGGUUGAUCUUUAUAUUGAUAGAAUAUUUUACGUUGUAUCUGCUUAGUUAUUCCAGUCGAGAAUUAUCAUUUUUACUGAUAUCAAGAAUUUAGGCAAUAUUUGGCUCCAGUUUCUCUCUCCAGUUUCAGGUAUGAGUAUUAUGUAUAGUAUUAUGUAACUAUAUUUGCUUGUUUAGUCUCAAAAGAUGUUAAUGGGAUACUAUAGUGCACCUGCCUCUCUCCCGCCUCCCGGUAAAUAAAGAGUUAAAAGCCAUUUAUUUACUUACCUGAUCCGAGUGCCGAUGUCCCUCAGCGCUGGGUUGAAGCUCCUCAUCCGUCCCCUGACGAACAGGUUCUAAUGCACAUGCUCGGCAAAUGCCGUUCGCAGAUUAGACCUCCCCAUAGGAAAGCAUUGGCCCAAUGCUUUCCUAUGAGGAAAAAUCUGAUGCUGGAGGUCCUCAUGUAGAGCGUGAGGAUAUCCAGUGUCAGAUACCAGACCAAAGGUCCAUCUCAAUCCAGGAAGGCCUCUAGUGACUGUCUGCUAGACAGCCACUAGAGGCUGACUUAGACUGUAAUGUAAACAUUGCAGAUUCUCUGGAACAUUGCAGCACUAAGGGCAAUAGGGACACUGCACCUAGACCACUUCAAUGAGCUGAAGUGGUCUGGGGGCCUACAGUGUCCCUUUAAUUUGAAACUUUUAUCCACGAAGCAUCUAUAUCUUCUGAAUCCACAGCUAGACAUCCUUAAAUUUUAGAGCAAAGUCUUACAGAGUAAUUCACUAAACUGAGAAUUCAAAGUGAAUUUCAAACUUAAGGCAAGAGUAGCCAAACUGGAAAUGCAGCUGACUUCCCGUUAAGCUAUUUUGGCCUUAAAGGGACACUAUAGACAUCCAGACUACUUCAUCUCAUGUCCCCUUUUUGAUAAACUGAAAUAAUUACAUUGCAGGGUUAAAACUGCCUCUAGUGGCUAACCAUCAGACAGUCACUAGAGGUCCUUCCUGUUUGCUAGGCAACUUUUGAUCGCCUAAUGCUGGAACGUCCUCACACUCUGUAUGAGGACAUCCAGCAUCGGUAAAAUACCCAUAGGAAAGCACUGAAGCAAUGCUUUCCUAUGUGGAAGGCUUACUGUGCUUGCAGAAGAGCAUGUUCAGUACCAGCCAAGAUUAAAUAUUCCACCUUGCCACUCACCAAAAAGCCAACAUAUUCAUCUGUAUAAGGAGCAUGCUGAAUUUGACCGAUAGCAGUGUCGUGUGAUAAGGCAUUUAAAUUGUACUUUGCUCUAAAAGACAAAAAAAAGGGUAAUAAGGCACUCAGGAGCCAGGCUACUGUAAUAAGAUGUUACAGCAUAAUAAGGCACUCAGGAGCCGGUUUACUGUAAUAAGAUGUUACAGGGUAAUAAGGCACUCAGGAGCCGGGUUACUGUAAUAAGAUGUUACAGGGUAAUAAGGCACUCAGGAGCCGGGUUACUGUAAUAAGAUGUUAUGGGGUAAUAAGGCACUCAGGAGCCGGGUUACUGUAAUAAGAUGUUACAGGGUAAUAAGGCACUCAGGAGCCGGGUUACUGUAAUAAGAUGUUACAGGGUAAUAAGGCACUCAGGAGCUGGGUUACUGUAAUAAGAUGUUACAGGGUAAUAAGGCACUCAGGAGCCGGGCUACUGUAAUAAGAUGUUACAGUGUAAUAAGGCACUCAGGAGCCAGUAACUGUAAUAAGAUGUUACGGGGUAAUAAAGCACUCAGGAGCCGGGUUACUGUAAUAAGAUGUUACAGGGUAAUAAGGCACUCAGGAGCCGGGUUACUGUAAUAAGAUGUUACAGGGUAAUAAGGCGCUCAGGGGCCGGGUUACUGUAAUAAGAUGUUACAGGGUAAUAAGGCACUCAUCAGCCGGGUUACGUAAUAAGAUGUUACAGGGUAAUAAGGCACUCAGGAGCCGGGUUACUGUAAUAAGAUGUUACAGGGUAAUAAGGCACUCAGGAGCCAGGUUACUGUAAUAAGAUGUUACAGGGUAAUAAGGCACUCAGGGGCCGGGUUACUGUAAUAAGAUGUUACAGGGUAAUAAGGCACUCAGGAGCCGGGUUACUGUAAUAAGAUGUUACAGCGUAAUAAGGCACUCAGGAGCCGGGUUACUGUAAUAAGAUGUUACAGGGUAAUAAGGCACUCAGGAGCCGGGUUACUGUAAUAAGAUGUUACAGGGUAAUAAGGCACUCAGGAGCCGGGUUACUGUAAUAAGAUGUUACAGGGUAAUAAGGCGCUCAGGAGCCGGGUUACUGUAAUAAGAUGUUACAGGGUAAUAAGGCGCUCAGGAGCCGGGUUACUGUAAUAAGAUGUUACAGGGUAAUAAGGCGCUCAGGAGCCGGGUUACUGUAAUAAGAUGUUACAGGGUAAUAAGGCGCUCAGGGGCCGGGUUACUGUAAUAAGAUGUUACAGGGUAAUAAGGCGCUCAGGGGCCGGGUUACUGUAAUAAGAUGUUACAGUGUAAUAAGUCGCUCAGGAGCCGGGUUACUGUAAUCAGAUGUUACAGGGUAAUAAGGCGCUCAGGAGCCGGGUUACUGUAAUAAGAUGUUACAGGGUAAUAAGGCACUCAGGAGCCGGGUUACUGUAAUAAGAUGUUACAGGGUAAUAAGGCACUCAGGAGCCGGGUUACUGUAAUAAGAUGUUACAGGGUAAUAAGGCACUCAGGAGCUGGGUUACUGUAAUAAGAUGUUACAGGGUAAUAAGGCACUCAGGAGCCGGGUUACUGUAAUAAGAUGUUACAGGGUAAUAAGGCACUCAGGAGCCGGGUUACUGUAAUAAGAUGUUACAGGGUAAUAAGGCACUCAGGAGCUGGGUUACUGUAAUAAGAUGUUACAGGGGUAAUAAGGCACUCAGGAGCCGGGUUACUGUAAUAAGAUGUUACAGGGUAAUAAGGCACUCAGGAGCCGGGUUACUGUAAUAAGAUGUUACAGGGUAAUAAGGCACUCAGGAGCCGGGUUACUGUAAUAAGAUGUUACAGGGUAAUAAGGCACUCAGGAGCCGGGUUACUGUAAUAUGAUGUUACAGGGUAAUAAGGCACUCAGGAGCCAGGUUACUGUAAUAAGAUGUUACAAGGUAAUAAGGGAUGUUACAGGGGUUAUUAACUUUACAGCACCCUAUGACUUACAUAUAUGUAUAUUUUUUUGAUUUUCCAAUUUGCAGAUCAGCAUGACAGCUCUGAUCUUGUUGCUGCUCGAGUCCCUCCUAGUAUUCUCAUUAUCCACAGCGUCACCAGAGACUUGCCUGUCAAACGGCAAACAAUACAAACUCACUCCCUCUGCAGAGCCUGGACUGUGGAAGUGCCAACAGUAUUCAAAAAGUGAGUGAAAUAAACAAUAUUUUUUUCUCAGCUGGAUGUAGGCCAUGGCCGCAUAGUUUGCCAACCAGACAUGUCAUGCUAAUUCAGUGGUUCCUAAGAGAUAUACGUUAUAAGUUAUAUUCACCAAAGUGAGAAUUCUUGGGGAUUCAGAAUGAAUUCGAAGUCACAUUUAAGGCCAAAGUAGCCGAACUGACUUGGAGAAUUUUUCCAAUUCAGCUAUUUUAUUUUUUUAAUUCCGUUUUAAUCCCCAAGCAAUUCUCCCUUUAGUAAAUAACGAUUGUCCUCCACCGGUUGCCAUGAUGUUUCUAUGAGAAUUGCUUGGGUCAGGUGACUAAUAUUUUUUACUGCCACAUCUCUUCCCAUUGUACAGCACUACAGAAUUUGCUGGCGCUAUUUAUAUAAUAAUAAUAAAAUAAUAAUAAGACUUUAAUUGGGGAGGGAGCAUAAAAAUGAAGGCUUUUGAGGAAAUCUCAUGAUACAUACAAAUGAAUAGAACAUGACACAUACUGGGCAAGAGAUUGGAGACCCAAAUGUCCUUCUUGCCAGGGCCGGACUAAAAUAGGGGAUGUUGAAGCUGCAGCUCCAGGCCCAUGUCUAUGGAAUAGGCCCAUUGAAAAAAAGAAAUAUAUAUAUAUAUAUUUUUUUUUUUUACUGCUCUUCACAUGCUUUUAUUUAGGUUUGGAAACUUAAUAGGGAUCUAGGGGAACAAAACUGGUUUGGACUGGCUGACAAUGAAAUUAGUCAAACCUUUUUCUAGGUUGUACUUAUUCUAACUUAGACCAACACACUCACCAUUCAGUUCAACGGUCCAUCCAUUGUAAAUUAGUGUUAACUUAAAGGAACGCUCAAACCCACUACAGAUUAUUGUAAUAAUACAGAAUCUUGUGGUUGUUUUGUUCAGUAAAUAUUUUGGUGCAGUUCAUCCAGUUUUUGUCAGUUUUCAAGCAGUAAAAUUUUGGCUCUUGUGGCACCCAAAUUCCUGCCCCGAUGCUGUCCCCGUGAUAAUGCAGAAGACUAAUUUUUGCAUUAUCUGCGCACAUCCGCCAAAGUUUGAACAUGAAUGACAGCCUCCACGUGCUUAGGAGAUGUGAAACAAUCGCUGCAGAACAAGAGGCUGUUGGUGCCGGACAGCCCUGGUGUUUGUAUAAUAACCACAAAACUAAUUAAAAAUAAGCAAACAUCUUGCCACAUAAUGCACAAGCACUCACAUUUUAUGUACACCAGCACCCACUGGUUCUUAAAGAUUAGGUUUACGUUGAUCUCUUUACAUCACACUAUGCUAGGCACGGACACUAAGCAGUACAGGGCGCCACCUGCCAUACGACAGCUAUUGCAAUAUUGUAGUUACCGUGCAGCAAACUGAAAAAUUCUUUAACAGCAUUUCCAUCAUUCACACAAGUACUACCACAUCUCAGGUCCCCUACGAUGCAGUACACUUGUCACCUAAUCCUGCUCUAGGUUACCGCAUCCAUACUUUCAAUAUCAUGUUCAUUCUCUCACUCCAUCACACAAUCUACUUCCUCCAAAACGCUCCACCUUAAAUGGACCCUAUAGUCACCAGAACUAUUUUAUUUGUUCUGGUGAGUAUAAUCAGUCACGUCAGGCAUUUUGCAACAAACACUGUCUUUUCAGAUGGCUACAAAAGGUGCUUCCUGUGGCACGCAACUUUCUUUAUAGAGAGGCACUGAUUCAAUGCAUCUCUUGGCAAGGUAGGUGUUUGGCUCCGCCCCCGGUUCACUUCCUUGGCAAUCUCAGCCAAUCCAAUGCUUUCCUAUGGUACAGCAUUGUGAUUGGCUGAGUUCAUCACUUCUGAUGAUGUCAGCCAAGGAGGCAGGUCAGUGCCAGCAGACUGGAAUAAAGAAAAUAUUUUACUAUAUUUAGGGGGCAAAGCAGGGCUAGAUGGUGUUUUUAACACUAAAGGGUCAGGAAUACAUGUUUGUGUUCCUGACCCUACAGUUUUUCUUUAAAACCAAGUCAACCUUUAGUCAUCAGACUUUCCAUGUGUAUCAUCCCGCAAUCUCACCCUCUUUGUUUCUACAUUUUAGAUGCAUGCUGUUCUCCUGAGCACUUACACACCAAUCUCCCCUCUCCAUUCCCCUGGGAUCAGUGUGGUCCUCUUAGCCACAGGUAAGACCCUUUGUACACACGUAGUGGAAGAGAUCAAACAAACACACCCAUCUAACCAAGCUUAUCGCUCUCCCACUCACAGGUGUAAGGCACAAAUAAGCCGAGUGGAGUGCAUGUAUCUGUGCUCCCCGCAUAUUUCUAAAUGGGGGGACCCUGAAUCUGCUUCUGGACUGAAUAAACUGCCUCUGUGCAUCGGAUUCUGCAACCAAUGGUGAGAUCACGGUUUUCAUUUACUAUAGUAGCCAGUAGACUUGUGCAAAAAAAGAGUUUUAGCUGUUAUGAAUGAAUACAAUUCCUAUUUAAUCCGUGAAAAAAACGUGAUCUGUGUGUAAAAAAGGUGCUUAAAAUAACAAUAAGUGAUAACAAAUAAUUAUUAGCUGCUACAACACUUGAAGAAGAUCACUCUAAUCUUAAAGUAACAAUAAAAGAUAGGGAAUUUGAGAGGGUAAUACAAGUAAGGAAAACCCACCACAAAGACCCCUUAGUGGAGCGCUGGUAAAUACUCACCCUUAAAUUAAGGGGUAAAGGGAAACUAUCUCCAAUGGUGAAGUAUGUCUACUAUUUUUAAUCCGUGCCCAACAAAUCAAUCUGUCUGUAGAAUGUCACUCAACAAGGUGUUAAAAGUGGGGCAAUUAUCAUGGAAACCCGAGGAAUAUUCCUGCUGAUUACUCCACACGCCCGAGUCGCUAUUUAUAAAUAACCCCCACCGAAACCUGCGCAGCAAGGAUCUCUCCCUGCCCUGCAUUAAUCUGGUGGCCAGCUCCGUAAAACUCAUUCAUGCUAAUGAGUUAAGCAGCUAAAUCUCAGGGCUCCUUGGGUCAGACUAACUGCAAGCAUUCUACAAACUCCACACUGGAAGGGAGUGCGUCCAACGUCCAAUGGCGACAAACAGCAAGCUUAGUGAAUAUCAGAAGCUUUUCUUUUUUUUUUCUAUUAUUUUAUUUUUAAAGUAAAAUUAUGACAGGAGCUAUUUAAAAAAACUGGUAACUUAAUGAUAUUUGUAUGUUCUCCUUGGAUACACAUAGAAACACAUUUGCAGGUUUAUUUACAAAAGUGAAUUUCACAUUUAAAGCCAGAGUAGUCAAAUUGAAAACUUAGACUACUUGAGUUUUUCCUGUUUGACUUAUUUUACCUUAAAUUUGAAAUUCACUUUGAAUUCUCACUUUAGUGACUACUAUUUCUUUAAUACCAAAUUCUAUUGCCUUAAAAAAGCAAAUUUAGACUAACAUGGCAAAUGUAUCCUCAAAACUUGGCAGGAAGGAGCAUCAUCUAAGUGUUCUAUUAGCUCAAAUACCAAAGAUGGGAUCUAGCGUUAUUAUGUGGGUAUCCAACAAUAAAUUGACGCCCGCUCAGGAGAGCUAAUGGGAGCUAACGGGGAAGUCGUGGAGGUGGGAGCAGGCUCCAGCACACCGUUUGACUCCUUACAAUAGGGGAGCUCCAGGGAAAUCUUGGCACCAUCAUCACAAGAAGCUUUGAGUGUUCCUUUAACAUAAGAAGAUUUUGCCCUAAAACAGGCUACUUAGAAUAGACUUGGUGGACUACAACUACCAAAAUUCCUCUAGUUAAAUAGACAGGAAAAGAAUUAUGGUAUUUGUUGCCCAACAUUAUCUGAGAUGCCAGUGUUUGACGUGACAAAAUUAACCAGGUGGGCCAAUACUGACAUGAACUCAGCCCGGUCAUAUAUAGUAAAAUAUCAGCUCGUCACACGACAGUGACAACUUCUCAGCGGUUCUCCAGGGUUUGUGAGAGGGUUUCCUUUAUCCUCAGUGACCUAAACAAAAAACUGGCCAUCAAUGAUACAAUACCUGCAAAGAUAAAUGUAAAAUUUCUAUGCAUGUAUGCAUCUGUAAACUAUUUAUAUCCCUGCCUUCUAUGGAAUGCACUCAAUGUACAAAUGUAGAAAUUAUCCCUGAGAUAAAACUACACUUGGCAGCAGCAAUGCUUAUAAUAUUCUGUUACCAAAACAUUUAAACAAAAACAAGAUUACCUGCACACACUCUCCAAUCCCAAUGGCCAUUUUAAUAGGAGGACUUUAGUAGCACUGCAAUGGCCAUUGGAGUGUUAGCUCACCUGCCAACAUUAAGACAGUUCUUUUUGAGGACAAUAUAUGUUUGAAAGUGUAUAGCACUAACAGAAACACUGCCUUUUUACAGGUUACAAGCUUGCAAGGAUGAUUUAAUUUGUCAAGGGGACCCCACUUCUAGUGCAAACAGCUCCAACAGCUGUGUCACAUUCGCACAGGUGAGUUUUAAACAUUAUCUCAACACUGGUUAAACUAGAUGAGCCACGCCAUAUACAUUCUCUACAGAAUAGAUUCUGCAGGAGAUAAUGAGGGAGUGGAUUAGGAGUCCAACCAUCUGACACACUCUGUCCUGGAUACUGGCUAAUGUGCCCUCUUAGGAGACUCACGGCUUUCUACAUCAAAGCUUAAUUUACAAAAAGGCAAUUCUGUGUUUCUGUAUCACUCUGUUUGCAUUGGGUAUAUGCCGGUGAGAUAGCUCAGUUGGUAAAUUCCCUGACUAAAAAGCCUGUUUAAAAAUGCAUGGUCACAGGUUCAAAGUCCUGGCAGGGUCAACUCAGCCCUUCAUCCUUCAGAGGUUGAUAAAAUGAGUACCAUCAAUUGGCUAAUAAUAACAGCUGCCUUUUUGGUUAUUUCUGAGAGUGUCCACUGGGAGGAAGGCGCUAUAUAAAUACUAAUUAUUACUCUGAGUUCAACUUCCUUACAUUUCAUCACGGUAUGCAAUGUGCAUGUUCUAACCCCCCCCCCUCCAUAAAGACAAUUUCCCAGCCUGCAGUUUUUUCCCCCCAAAAUUAAUACCAUGCACUAUUACUUUUCUAAGAGUCAGAGCUGAUAGAUUGGCUUUUUAGGGUAUUAACAUCCCAGAAUCCCUUGCUGUGCUCAUUUAGCACACUGCAUAUGUGAUACGCUCAGUAGCCCUUCUGAAAAUUAAAGAGACAAUAAUCAUCAUAACCAGUGCAGCUUAUUGGGCAAGAAGCCUUUGAAUGUUGUACUCAUUCCCUUAUUAAUUAAACCAUUAUUAAGUAAUUUAUCAAAAACCUGGGGUGUAUGUUGCCACAGCAAAGGUUUUACUCCACAUCAUCGGUUCUUGUUUUGCUAGAAGCUGUGAGUUAGCACAGUGGAUGGAAUUUUAGAUAUAAAGCAGGAGUGGAUGUGCCCUUUGGGUACCAGGAGAGUCCCAUUUUCUCAUGCUUAACGGUUUAAUGUAAACCAAGAGAUGGCGACAACAGACUCUUUGACCUAUGAGCACUUCGUAAGCUGUUCUUGUUAGGAUACUAGCAAACCCCUUUACAGGUGGCCAUAAUUCUCUUCCUAGUUCAGCAAGAGAUCAUUGUAUAAGUUGCACAGUUUGGGUCUGCAGCAAGUGUUGAAAAUUCAAUGUAUGUAUGGAUUCAUAGAAUACUUUUUUAUAUAGCCGCCCUUCUUAUGGUGGAAACAAAUCAUUUCAACUGAAUAAAGGAUUAUUGUUAUUAGUACUGUGUUAACAUGCUUAAGAAUUUAAAUCACUAAAUAUGAAGUUUUAAACGUGGAAAAAAAAAAAAAAAUGUGCUCUCUUAAAAGGGACACUAUAGUCACCAAACAACUACAUCUUAAUGUAGGUGUUCUGGUGUCUACUGCCUGUCCUUGCAGGAUUUUUAAUGCAUACACUACCUUUUCAGAGAAGAAGAGGAGAAAGAAAAAAAAAAAAAACGUGCAUGGAGGCACUGAACACUCCUCAGAGAUGCAUUGAUUAAAUGCAUCUAUAAGGAGAUGCUGAUUGGUGUAGCGCUGCCUUUUGCCGCACAUGCGCAAUAGCCUCCCAAUGCAUUCCUAUAGGAAAGCAUUGCAUUGGCGGAGAUCAUCAAGUUUGAUGAUCUCAGCCAAGGGGCAGGUGAGCAGGGGCAAAACCAGCCACAAGAAGACACGCGCGACUCUGGAAAAAUGUUUAAAAAAUAAAUACCUUUUCUCUUGCUGACAGGAGGACUGGGGACCUAAAUGACGCUAAAAGAACUAUAGUGUCAGGAAAACAGUUAUUCCAGACACUACAGUGUUUCUUUAAAAAUAGAAGAAAAAUUAUGGAUGUUCAAAGAGCAAAGUGACUUAUGCUUUAUGGACAAUAUAUUAAAUGCAAAAUUGUUUUUGCUGAAUUUCCUAAUUGUCUCUACCCUUGUUCUCGGAGUUCAACACAAGAAUAAAACCAGUAUCUAAUACCAGUAACUUUGUUUCCUCUACAUACAAGCAAGCAAAUGUAGAGAUUUUAAUUUCAAGUUCUAAACUGUUGGAUCUUACCACACUUGUCAUUUAUUUGCCAUAGAGUUGGCAUAAACCUCUAUGCCAGAACAUUGAGAGACAAGAGAGCAGUAGAACCCUCUCCAAAAUAGUUCUGCUCUCGCACACAUAUUCCCCCGCAGGUGUUGCUUACAAAUAGAGGACGGAGUAACGGACGACACUCUCUUCUGACACCAAUGUGUUAGUAAGGCUGUAAUGUUCACUUCACAUCAGAGGAUUGCUCUGCUUGGGGAAGUGUCUUCAAAACAGGGUCAAUAACUGUGCAAAGGGGAACGUGUCCAUGAGAACGACAGAAGGGGAGCGCUACAUUAACGCAACAUCAACCGAUAGGAAGUCUAAAUAAAUAUUUUUAUUUUUUUUAAAAACAGGUGUUAAUCUGUUCAAUUACACAAACACUUGACAAACAAGCUGCUGUCUUGAAAGGCUUCGAAAUAUCUAGACUUGUGUUAUCACAGAGCGUUAAACCGUGAUUCAGUUUCAAGUUGACUGCUUCCACUCUGUGCAGAUCAUUCUGCGAUUCGUAAAAUAGUUUAGAUGAAUGUAAGAAUCUGGAAGGAAUAUUUAGAUGACAGAUGGUUGUUUUAAAGGUUUAUUGUUUCUUGUUUUGUAUAUAAACAAAGAAUCUUUAUUUCUAUCUCAGGCGUUUGCAUCAAGCAUGCAGUUGUGUGAUACUAUCUGGGAUAAUUCAUUUGCAACUGAGGAACAGCCAAACCUCUGCAUCACACCCAAAAACAGCUUGCCUAUUGAACCAAGAAGAGCUUUGCACAAGAGGGACAUCCAGAUGAAUCCAAGCAUUUCCGAUCUGGACAACACUGAAGAGGGUCCAUCUGGGUCAUCAGACCUUCAAAAUGACAUACCUAUGAAGAGAACGAGGAGAGCAUUGAUCAAGAGGAAUGUCGUUGAGCUUCCUACCACUCCUGAACUAGAAAACGCAGAAGAGGGUCCAUCUGGGUCAUCAGACCUUCAAAAUGAACAACCAAAAGAGAGACUGAGAAGAGCAUUGCAAAAUGUCUUCGAUCUAGACAACAUCGAAGAGGGUCCAUCUGGGUCAUCAGACCUUCAAAAUGACAUACCUAUAAAGAGAAUGAGGAGAGCAUUGUUCAAGAGCAAUGUCUUUGAGCUUCCUUCCGCUCCUGAACUAGAAAACGCAGAAGAGGGUCCAUCUGGGUCAUCAGACCUUCAAAAUGAACAACCAAAAGAGAGACUGAGAAGAGCAUUGCAAAAUGUCUUCGAUCUAGACAACAUCGAAGAGGGUCCAUCUGGGUCAUCAGACCUUCAAAAUGACAUACCUAUAAAGAGAAUGAGGAGAGCAUUGUUCAAGAGAAUGUCUUUGAGCUUCCUUCCGCUCCUGAACUAGAAAACGCAGAAGAGGGUCCAUCUGGGUCAUCAGACCUUCAAAAUGAGCAUUGCAAAACGAUCUUGACAAUAUCGAAGAGGGUCCAUCUGGUUCUUCAGAACUUAAAAACUCUCCACCAAAAGACAGAACAAGAAGGGCUUUGUACAAAGGGAGUGUCUUUGUGGAUCUUACCGCUUCAGAUACAGGCAACACAGAGGAAGGACCAUCUGGGUCAUCCGAACUUCAAAAUGUCCUGCCAACAAUGAAAGCAGGGAAAGUUUUGCGCAAGAGAAAUGUCUUCUUGGAAGAGGUUGAGGGAAGCGGUAGCAGUAUUUGAGGAAAGACAGGUUUUUGUUUUCUUCUACUUCAAAAAUGCCGAACAGCCAAGCACUAAUAGGGCAUUUACUCCCAGGUCCCUUCUCUCAAAUGCUUUCCUUCAUCAGGGUUCAGAAAGUCUUAAAUCAGAAUACAACAAGCUAGGGUCUCAGCAAGCACAAGUUUAGCCAGACUCUACAAUCUUUCAUAGCACACCCUGAACCAGCUUUAGGCAAAGGUCAUAUGAUCCAAGAUAUCCUUUGCAAUUUUCGUUUACAAGCUGGUAUUUAACAUCACUAUAAAGCCUACCAACAAAUUGCAUUUGUUUCCUUUCAAAUCAAAGACAUAACUCACCGUGCAAUCCUUUUCUGUAGGGAUUCAGGGGGGAAAAACUGAUUUUGCUACAUAUCGACUUUAUAUUUCUGUCAAUCAAGCCAUGUGGUGAAAACCACACAGACUAAUAAAUUUUAAAUUCUGAGUUCUAAAGUAUUUUGUGUGUAUAACAUUUUCUAAUUCCAUAGAGAACAUUCAAAAAAGUAAAUACACCAAACUUAUACCAAACUAAAUAGCCUAAUAAUGCAUUGUUGUAGCAGGCAUCCAUCCAUAUUGGCAUUCUUAGUCUUCCUCUAGAAAAGACCCAGCUUUAUUUAUCCCUUAACCUAAGUUUGUGGCAGUUCCUCAAGUUCUUUUUUGCAUUCAUAACAGAUGUAUUGAGCCUGAUCAAGAAACAUGCCCUCUACUUGACAUCGAGCAUGGCCCAUAAUUUCUAUACCCCUGAAUUAUAAAUAAAACACACACAUUAUACAAAAGAGUUUUAUUAAAGAUCCUGGGUGAUACAGAUCUUGUACAAAACUGGUAAUGACAAAUAGCUUCUUCCACCCCUGUGACAGGGAAGGAGGCAAAUUGGUUUUCCCCUGGAAGGAAAUGGACAGUUCCUUAGCCUCUACCAUUAUUUCAGGAUGAACGGUACUGUCAAAUCAUCACAAGAUGAAAGAAAACAACAGCCUCAUCUUAGUGGUAGGUGUAACAUAGAAAUAAAGCUCUAAGACAGAAGACACAUAGUUCUGAGUUGUUCUCUCAGCCCCAUGAUACACAAUAAGAGGAUCGCACCUUCAUGAAACUGAAACAACUGUUUAUGAUCAAGAAAAUAGAUCAGGAACCCUCCUAUUAACGAGAACGAACUCACAAAACACUACAACGGUUUUACAACUCAGACAGAGGCUCCAGAAGUCUCUCUUGGAAGAACCGGUGUCUUUUGGGUUUGACAGCUUCCUUUUGAGUUGUAAAGUAAGAGGACAGGACAGCCUGGGAUUUACUUGGCACACCAUCCUCCUCCUCAUCUGGCCUGGAAAAAAAUAAAAAAAAUUAAUCUUA
This is a messenger RNA of Pelobates cultripes (western spadefoot toad), 19171 nucleotides long. The record is from the annotation of a GenBank genome assembly. Lineage: Eukaryota; Metazoa; Chordata; Amphibia; Anura; Pelobatidae.